AUGAUGAGGAACAAGUACUACAGUUCCCAUCAUCCAGCUCACUGCGGAGUGCGGACACUUCGCUUCUCAAGGUUGAAGGGCCUGGUUCUUCUGCCUGCGGAGGAUGGAGGAGGAAUCCAGGACAUCACGUCGCUCCAAUCAUUAGAAAUAUCUUCUUGCGACAAGUUGCUCUCUCGGUGGCCCAUGGGAGAAGCAGGAGGAGCUCCGAUGACCAACCCUUUCCCUGCUUCCCUCAGGAUACUUCAUAUUUGGGGAGAGUCAGGCAUGCGGUCAAUGGCUCUGCUCUCAAACCUCACGUCUCUCACCCAUCUAACUCUAGAAAACUGCAAGGAUUUAACACUGGAUGGGUUCAAUCCUCUCAUCAUGGUCAACCUCAAGGAAUUGGAGGUCCGGAACUGGAGCGGCAACUCUCUAGCAGCGGAUCUGCUCUCAGAGGUAGCAAGGACCAAAUUAAUGGAUGCGGGUUCCUUCCAAUUGGAGAAACUGGAGGUGGAUAGCAUCUCGGCAGCGCUGGUUGCUCCCAUUUGCAACCACCUCUCCGCCACCCUCCACAGCUUACAAUUCUAUGAUGAUCAUCUGGCAAAAGGCUUCACGGAAGAGCAAGAGAAUGCGCUUCAGCUCCUCACCUCCCUCCAGACACUAGGAUUUUUUGAUUGCACGGUUCUGCAGUCCCUCCCUCGAGGAUUACAAUGUCUUUCUUCUCUCAAAGAAUUACAUGUCGGUAGUUGUCCUGAAUUCCGAUGCCUGCCAGUGCCAGAGGAGGGCUUUCCCACUUCGCUGCAAGUUAUAAUUCUAGGGUUUGACAGAUACGAGCAAAGAGAGCAAGCUGAGAAAUGGAAAGAAGCAUAUCCAUAUUUACGAGUACUUUGUUAUGAGCCUUGUUAG
This is a messenger RNA of Triticum turgidum subsp. durum (durum wheat), 885 nucleotides long. The record is from the annotation of a GenBank genome assembly. NCBI's taxonomy places the organism in Eukaryota, Viridiplantae, Streptophyta, Magnoliopsida, Poales, Poaceae.